UAAAUAGUCUCAGAUUUUCGGAUGAUUUUCGACAGACCCUUUCCUUUAUGAGAGUCUGAUGCGUUUGCAGAUCGCCUCGGCACUGAUAUGGAAAGAUGAACACAAAGAGUACUAUAGUGAUGUUUAUCAUCAUGGAAAUGACAUGUUAUAUACGCCAUCAUUGAGUACAACAUAAAGAUACACGUAGAAAUGCCACCACACACAGCCCAAACGUGUAAAUGAACCAAAGCGCAAUACAUGAAAGCCCAUCUCCCAGCGGAACCUGUUGAGAUAAUUGGCUCGUGCUUAUGACGAAGAAAUGACCAAUCCAGAUCCAAAUCCGCGCGUAAUUAGGAAAAAAAUAUGCUGUGUGCUUCAUGGAAUGGUUGAGGCUUCGUCCUAUGUUUGCGCAAAAUCAUUUUGUCCUGUAUUAUUCAAUGUUUUCUUAUUAACGACUUCGGUCUAAAAUAUUGGAACCCGACCCGGUGGCGCUUCAUUACAUAAACUUACGUUGCAACUCCACGUUCUGUAGAUUUAUAUCGGGUCUUGCUUACAUAUUGCGACUUAAAGAGUUAUAUUUAUUUUUUUCUUUCAUAUUUUUCUUUCGUUCGGUUAACAUGGAUUUUCGUCUGUACAAUCAAAACGCAAGUGGAAAUUGAAAACAUUUUUGAAUGGUUUCUGCAUUGGUGUAUAUCAUUCAUUGGCUUCAUAUAAUAGGCAGGGUUGUGAAAGCGUCGGAAAAGACUUUUAAGUGCCUAGGCCCUACAGUUCAGCUGAAUCUGUAAACACGGCUGAAAAGGAACUACUUUUAGUAAUCUAUAGGGCCUAUACCCGGGGACAAAAGGAAACUUCCUCGUAAAACUGCACACAUUAUUUAUAAAGGGGUUUAUAGAACAUCCUCCAAACGGAUGUGCACGACAUGUCGGACAGUGUUCUGUAAACAAUUCUAGGAAUAGCGAAACUUCAUUUAACCCUAUAUAUCCUGUGUAAAUGAUUGAGCGAAAUGAGUGUCCCCUUUUGAACCGAACAUAACGCAGCCCGGCAAUGGAUGCGGACGAAAGCCCAACAACUGGCCUUGUUAAUAUCUCAACAGAGAGUCCACUGUUUCAGUUUGAAGACUAUACUCAGCGAGUUCUUGUGGCCUCAUCGAUCCUCAUCAUAUCCAUCUUGGGGACUCUUGGCAACUCGCUUGUGAUUCUCGCCGUGUCCUCGUCCAGAAAGCUCCGUACGGACACCAACGUUUUCGUAGUGAACCUCAGUGUGGCGGACCUCCUGACUUCGCUGGUCAUUCCCUGGCAUGCUGUAGCUCUGCUCAGUAAAGACCACCUGCCAGUCCCUCACGUGGUGUGCGGCGUGGUUGCUGUGGUCAUUUUUACAGCUGUCGGCUCCAGCAUGUACACGCUGGCUUCCAUUGCUCUUAACCGCCUUCUGCUGAUCACACGACCGAACACCACCUACCUGAAGAUCUACACACCGAAGAAGAUUGCCGCAUGGUUGGCACUCACGUGGUUCGUCCCAUUUAUUGCGAUCAUUUCGCCAAUAAUCGGGGACUUGGGUAGCGUUGGGUACAACGGUCAGCUCCAUUUUUGCGGGCAAGACCGUUUACAUCGCAACCAACACAAGUACGACAUCAUAAUAGCCCUUGCGUUAUACCCUAUUCCACUCACCACCAUUACUGUCUGCUACCUAUUUAUCUGGAAAUACUUGCGUCAACAUGAGAGGAGGAUGGCCGUUGCCCCAAGGGAAACUGAAGGGUCAUCUGACGAGAGCCGCGCUGUGGCGUCCAGAUCACUGGCCACCAUGGACAACCCUCCACCUGUCAGACCACGGCAAAGGAUCCGCCGACAGAAUGAGAUCACCAAGAACAUGUUCUACAUCGUCUGUGCUUUCAUGCUGUGCACAACCCCUUACGCCAUUUGUCUCUUCAUCACUGAAAGCGAUGCACUGAAGCCCUAUGCUGCUACUAUUGUUUUGAUGAACAGCUGCAUCAACCCGUUAAUAUACGCAACAAAACAUCGUGACUUUAAGAUCGUCUUCCGCUGCAUUUUACGUUGCAAGUGGGGCAACAUCCCAGAAUCUUCGGACUGUCUAAAGACUGUCGGUCAAUUACUGUGUGGAAGAGCUGGCUAGUUUGCCUAAAAUGUCUGCCUCA
This is a messenger RNA of Acanthaster planci (crown-of-thorns starfish), 2131 nucleotides long. RefSeq names its product melatonin receptor type 1B-A-like. The record is from RefSeq and is a predicted model, not a curated record. Lineage: Eukaryota; Metazoa; Echinodermata; Asteroidea; Valvatida; Acanthasteridae. Gene Ontology annotation, biological process: G protein-coupled receptor signaling pathway. Gene Ontology annotation, cellular component: membrane. Gene Ontology annotation, molecular function: G protein-coupled receptor activity.